Molecule: messenger RNA, 2022 nt
Organism: Cyprinodon variegatus (sheepshead minnow)
Lineage: Eukaryota; Metazoa; Chordata; Actinopteri; Cyprinodontiformes; Cyprinodontidae
Gene: fbxl16
Product: F-box and leucine-rich repeat protein 16
Exons: 7
Coding region: 13-1524 (503 amino acids)
Biological process (GO): SCF-dependent proteasomal ubiquitin-dependent protein catabolic process
Cellular component (GO): SCF ubiquitin ligase complex
Molecular function (GO): protein binding
Source: RefSeq, a predicted model, not a curated record
CCCAGGUUCCCCAUGUUGAACAUGUCCACCCCCAGUGAGCUGAAGUCUCCCUGCAUGACUCGCAAUGGAAUGGUGAAGCUGCCCCCCAGCCAGCCUAACGGACUGGGCAGCGCCAGCAUCACCAAAGGGACGCCGGCCGCUAAGAACCGCCUAUGCCAGUCCUCCUCCGUCCCCUCCAUCCUGCCUCCUCCACCGUCCUCCCUCCCCUACCACCACCACCUGCACCAUCUGGACGGCUCCGGCCUGCCGCACGCCGCCCCCCCCCUGCUGCCCUCCGACCUGGAGCCGGGGAAACCUCUGGUGGGACUGAAGCCGUCUCUCCGUCACCUUCCCCCGAUCACUUUGCCUAAACCUGUGCUGCUGGAGCGGCAGCUGGUCCUGGACGAGAAGCUCCUCAACCGCCUGCUGUGGUACUUCACCACCGCCGAGAAAUGUGUGCUGGCUCAGGUGUGCAAGACGUGGCGGAAGGUGCUGUACCAGCCCAAGUUCUGGGAGGGUGUGACGCCCAUCUUGCACGCCAAGGAGCUUUACAACAUCCUCCCCAACGGAGAGAAGGAGUUUGUCAGCCUGCAGGCCUUUGCUCUGCGCGGCUUCCAGUCCUUCUGCCUGGUCGGCGUUUCGGACCUCGACAUCUGCGAGUUUAUUGACAACUACCCGCUGUCCAAGAAGGGCGUCCGUUAUCUCAGCCUCAAGAGGUCCACCAUCACAGACGCUGGCUUGGAGGUCAUGCUGGAGCAAAUGCAAGGCCUGAUGCAUCUGGAGCUGUCAGGAUGCAACGACUUCACAGAAGCCGGCCUGUGGUCCAGCCUCAACGCCAGGCUGACCUCCCUCAGCGUCAGCGACUGCAUCAAUGUGGCUGAUGACGCCAUCGCUGCUAUCUCCCAGCUCCUGCCCAACCUGUCAGAGCUGAGCCUGCAGGCCUACCAUGUCACUGACACAGCCAUGGCCUACUUCACAGCCAAACAGGGCUACACCACCCACACUCUACGGCUGCAGUCCUGCUGGGAGAUCACCAACCAUGGGGUGGUGAACAUGGUCCACAGUCUCCCCAACCUGACCGCCCUCAGCCUCUCCGGCUGCUCCAAGAUCACGGACGACGGCGUGGAGCUGGUGGCCGAGAACCUGAGGAAGCUCCGCAGCCUGGACCUGUCCUGGUGCCCCCGGAUCACGGACAUGGCCCUGGAGUACAUCGCCUGUGACCUGCACAAACUGGAGGAACUGGUGCUGGACAGGUUAGAGAGAAAGCAGAACACUGCGGUGUCCUUUAUGGAAUCCAGUCUGUGUGGAAUGUUCCAGAGAUUGUCUUGUUUGGUGCAAGAUUUCGGUCUGCAGCAUUUGUUUGGAAUGAGGAGCCUUCGUCUUCUGUCUCUUGCAGGCUGCCCCCUGCUGACCACGACCGGCCUGUCAGGCCUCAUCCAGCUGCAGGAGCUAGAAGAACUGGAGCUGACCAACUGUCCUGGAGCCACCGCCGAGCUCUUCAAGUACUACGCCCAGCACCUGCCCCACUGCAUGGUCAUCGAAUAAGACCGCCCAGCCCUCAUCAGACAGACCACCUCCUUCAACCUCGUCCUUUUCACACUGACCUGUUCCUGCAUUGUUCCUCCUCUCCUGCCCCACCACACUUCACCCACCGCCCCCCUCAGCCACCUGAACGGAGAGGCAGGAAGGUACAGGAAGGGACCCGCCGCGGAUAAAGGCAAGGAUGGCGUCUGAGCUUUGCUUUAGAAGAUGCGUGAAGAACUUGAUGAGACGUCUUGUCUGACAGCAAGUUUUCACGGUGAAGGGAAGGCUGUUAGUCCCGGAGGAGCCUCUCUGCCGACCUGGAGGGAGUUUUUUAAUAGAAAAGUUGGAGAAGGGAGUUCAGAGCCAGAAGUUCUGAAGAGGAAGUUCAAAACUUUUUGUUUGAUGAAGAUAAAGAGUUUUUUUAGCCGUUUAAACUCACACAUAAGCUCAUAAACUGAAACCUAUUCUAUAUGUAAAUGAAGCAAAUAUAACUCCUGGAGAUCAUGAGUGCUGACUCCC